UAACCCAGCCGGGUGAUUCCACCAUUUGCCCCGUCAGACUUGAAAGUUGAAACCCCCAUUUGUUCGAUUUUGAGGGUUUAUCAGUACGGACGCGAAGCUUGGGGGGUUCUGUUCAGAGUCCCAUCUCCGCUGAGUUCUCAGCAGACUGCAUGCGCUUCAAAUUGUCAUAAGAACAAAGAAGGCUUUUAGUUGUAUACAAUGCUACAACUACUUGGUUAAAGCAGAUAGCUUGUUUUAACCAUCUUUAGUCCAUGAAUCAUUGUUUUCACUGAUCUACAAAAGCAAUGAAGUUUAUCGUGCUUGCUAGAUCCAUUCGUGUCCGUCCUAGUCUACCAGAAAUAACAGGGCCUUUGCAGUUUCGUUGCUUCCAGCCCGAUUUUGUUCCAAGAGAUCCCAAGGCCAACCCGAAACGGUACAAAUACCCGCCAGUCUAUGACCCAUAUGGCCCUAGGCCCCCACCCUCUGAGAAAAUCAUUAAUCUUGCUGAACGAAUAGCGACACUAACCCCUGAGGACCGCAGACAAAUUGGUCCGACUCUCAGAGACAGGCUAAGGCUUCCAAAGCUGCAGCCAGUUUCUGUGGAAGGUGUGGACUUGGGUCCUCAGGGAGGAGGGGCUGCUGGGUCUGCCAAGGGUGAGGAGAAGAAGGCAGAGAAGACGGCGUUUGAUGUGAAGUUGGAGAAGUUUGAUGCAGCUGCCAAAAUCAAGGUGAUCAAAGAAGUCAGGGCUUUUACUACUCUGGGAUUGAAGGAGGCUAAAGAUUUGGUUGAGAAGGCUCCUGUUUUGCUUAAACAAGGGGUCACCAAGGAGGAGGCAAAUGAGAUAAUAGAGAAAAUAAAGGCUGCUGGAGGAGUUGCGAGUAUGGAAUAGAAUUCCCGGGUAUUUUGAUUUUUGAUUUUGCUCUUACGGGAUUUAUGACAUUUUGGGAAGUUCCCAUUAUUCAAACAUAUGAAUUUUGUAACGUGGAUGGAUAGUCAUCAGAAGAGAUAUCGAAGAAUAAUUUAGAGUUGAACUUA
Molecule: messenger RNA, 1015 nt
Organism: Alnus glutinosa
Lineage: Eukaryota; Viridiplantae; Streptophyta; Magnoliopsida; Fagales; Betulaceae
Exons: 2
Coding region: 285-869 (194 amino acids)
Biological process (GO): translation
Cellular component (GO): ribosome
Molecular function (GO): structural constituent of ribosome
Source: RefSeq, a predicted model, not a curated record